UUCAGAAAAAGAAAGAUCUUACUUUUUCUUUUGCUGAAAUGAAUUCUAUAUCUUUUCUUACAAUUCUAAUCAUUAAUGGAUGCAUUAUGAUGAAUAAGACUGAAACUAGUGGAACCGUACGUAAACCGGUAAUACAGACCACUGAGAGUAGUACACAACAACCUGUAAUUACAGAUAAUCUAAAGAAUAUAUUAAUAAAUUAUACUAAUAAAGGACCGGGAUGGGAUUUACUCAGGUUUAUAUUCCGACCAGCUCGUACCAUUAUUGGAAUGAAUAAUCGAACGAUGAAUGAAUGGAGGGAAUAAACUAGAAAAUAAAAGUGUUAUCAUGAAAUCAUUCUAUUAUUGAAUAAUAUGUACG
Messenger RNA from Schistosoma haematobium, 360 nucleotides. RefSeq lists its product as uncharacterized. Bases 39 to 305 code for a protein of 88 amino acids. NCBI's taxonomy places the organism in Eukaryota, Metazoa, Platyhelminthes, Trematoda, Strigeidida, Schistosomatidae. The transcript has 8 exons. The record is from RefSeq and is a predicted model, not a curated record.